Molecule: messenger RNA, 6002 nt
Organism: Spinacia oleracea (spinach)
Lineage: Eukaryota; Viridiplantae; Streptophyta; Magnoliopsida; Caryophyllales; Amaranthaceae
Product: guanine nucleotide exchange factor SPIKE 1
Exons: 32
Coding region: 340-5808 (1822 amino acids)
Biological process (GO): positive regulation of GTPase activity; small GTPase-mediated signal transduction
Molecular function (GO): guanyl-nucleotide exchange factor activity
Source: RefSeq, a predicted model, not a curated record
UAGUCUAAUGAGUGAAAUCCAAAAAUGAGUUGUUUAUUAAUGAGUGAAAUCCAAGUUUUACACUACUUCGAAGUGAAGUAGAAAGGAAAAAUUAAAGAAAUGAGUGAAAUCCCAGUGGCAGCUGUAUCUCCUUCCUCCAACAAAAGCAGAAUGUUGUAGUUGUAUCACCACCACUCUAGUCGGCGGCGCCUCUGCCAACCACCUCCCUCUAGUCGGCGGCGCCUUUGCCAACCACCUCUCCUUCUCUGCUGCUGCUAUUCUCGGAUAAUACGAAUUUCACAACACCAAAACAAAGCUAACAGAAGCUAUUGAUAGAGUUUGAAUCAAGCAAACACGAUAAUGAAGAUGAAGCUGGUGUUUCCUCCUCAUAGGAUCUUCUCUUCGCGAGCUAGUGGUGUUGCUGAGCUUGACGAGGACGUGGAACAGUGGCCUCAUCUGCAUGAACUUGUCCAAUGCUACAGAGCUGAUUGGGUUAAAGAUGAAAAUAAGUAUGGACAUUAUGAGAGCAUUGGUCCAACUACAUUUCAAAAUCAGAUAUAUGAAGGGCCUGACACCGACAUUGAAACAGAGAUGCAUCUUGCUGAGGCCAGACAAAUUGAAAAUGAAGAUGUUACUGAUGAAGAAUUACCAAGCACAUCCGGAAGGCCGUUUGGAGAGCAUCUUGGUUUCUCCCCGUUGCCUGCUUAUGAACCAGCAUUUGACUGGGAGAGUGAGAGGUCUAUGGUAUUUGGUCAAAGACUUCCAGAAACUCAAGUACAAUAUGGAAGUGGAUUGAAGAUCUCUGUCAAAGUUCUGUCCCUUUUGUUUCAAGCUGGAUUAGCUGAACCAUUCUAUGGUACUAUUUGCUUAUACAACAAAGAGAAAAAAGAAAAGUUAUCAGAAGACUUCAUUUUUCAGGUGCUCCCUACAGAAAUGGAAAAUUCUGGGAUUUCAAAUGAAUCUCGAGCAAUAUUCUACUUAGAUGCUCCUUCAGCAUCAGUUUGCUUGUUGAUCCAGCUAGAGAAGCCUGCCACUGAAGAAGGAGGCAUCACUUCCUCUGUCUACUCCCGAAAAGAACCAAUACAGCUGAGUGAGAGAGAGAGGCAGAAAUUGCAGGUCUGGUCUCGAAUCAUGCCUUUCAGAGAGUCAUUUGCUUGGGCUAUGGUACCAUUAUUUGACCACAGCAUCGCUGGAACCUCUGGUGGAACUGCUUCUCCCAGUAGCCCUCUGGCACCAAGUGUUUCUGGUUCCAGUUUCCACGAGGGCGUAUCAGAGUCUACUGCGAAGAUCACUUUAGAUGGGAAGAUGGGUUAUUUGAGUGGGAGCUCAAUCGUUGUUGAAAUAUCAAACUUGAACAAAGUCAAAGAGAGCUACACAGAGGAUUCUCUGCAGGACCCCAAAAGAAAGAUCCACAAGCCUGUUAGAGGCAUGUUGAGACUGGAGAUUGAGAAGCUUCACGCUGGGCAUCUUGACUUUGAAAACAUCUCAGAGAGUGGCAGUAUGGCUAAUGAAUCCUUUGAUAUGGGGGAGGGUAUUCAUGGUUUAUCACAGGUUCCAGGUAAUGAUGUGGAUAGGUGUCAGAGCACCAGAUCAAAACAAUGUUUUGCCGAUGGAAACGAAUCUGCUCGAAAUGGGUUAAAAGCCCAUGAGAACCAGGAUUUCCAGACAGAUGAAUUCCAUGCCUUUGACUUCCGUGCAACUACGAGGAAUGAGCCUUUCUUGCAGCUUUUCCACUGUCUCUAUGUGUAUCCUUUGACUGUUAGUCUGAGUCGAAAAAGGAAUCUAUUCAUACGAAUAGAACUUCGGAAGGAUGAUACUGAUAUUCGCCGACAGCCUUUGGAGGCAACAUACCCUAGGGAGCCUGGCGCAUCACUGGAGAAGUGGGCUCAUACACAAGUUGCUGUUGGUGCAAGGGUGGGUUGCUAUCAUGACGAAAUUAAAGUCUCUUUACCACCUAUGUGGACUCCACUGCAUCAUCUUCUGUUCACCUUCUUCCAUGUCGACCUUCAAACCAAAUUGGAAGCUCCGAAACCGGUUGUGAUUGGCUAUGCUGCACUUCCACUGUCUACAUAUGCUCAGUCAAGAUCUGAAAUUUCACUGCCGAUCAUGAGAGAACUUAUUCCACAUUAUCUUCAAGAUGCGGGGAAGGAGAGGCUUGACUAUCUGGAGGAUGGGAAGAAUGCCUUCAGAUUGCGAUUGAGAUUAUGUUCUUCCUUGUAUCCUGCAAAUGAACGCAUUAGGGAUUUCUUUCUCGAGUAUGAUAGGCACAUCCUUCGAACAAGCCCUCCUUGGGGAUCUGAGCUUCUUGAGGCUAUUAACAGUUUCAAGAAUGUGGAUUCCACUGCCUUGCUUCAGUUUCUUCAUCCAAUACUAAAUAUGCUUCUCCAUUUGAUUGGGAAUGGUGGAGAAACUCUUCAGGUUGCUGCCUUUAGAGCUAUGGUUAAUAUCUUGACUCGAGUCCAGCAAGAAUCGGCAGAUGAUGCAGAGAGAAAUCGUUUUCUAAUUAGCUAUGUUGAUUAUGCUUUUGAUGACUUUGGUGGUCGUCAAUUGCCAGUUUAUUCUGGUCUUUCUACUGUGUGGGGAAGCUUAGCACGUAGUAAGGCAAAAGGCUACCGCGUGGGACCGGUAUAUGAUGAUGUCUUGGCAAUGUCUUGGUUUUUCCUUGAGCUUAUUGUGAAGUCAAUGGCUUUGGAACAAAUACGACUUCUAAAUCAUACCCUUCCCUCAGGUGAAGAUGUUCCACCAAUGCAAUUGAAAGAAGGUGUUUUCAGGUGCAUUAUGCAGCUCUAUGAUUGUCUAAUCACUGAAGUACAUGAGCGAUGCAAAAAAGGGUUGAGCUUAGCAAAGCGUUUGAAUAGUUGCUUGGCCUUCUUUUGCUAUGACCUAUUGUCUAUUAUUGAGCCUCGGCAAGUUUUCGAGUUGGCAUCCUUGUAUCUUGAUAAGUUUUCAGGGUUGUGUCAAUCUGUUCUUCAUGACUGUAAGCUUACCUAUUUACAGAUCAUAUGCGAUCAUGAUCUUUUUGUCGAAAUGCCAGGACGGGACCCGUCAGAUAGGAACUAUCUUGCAUCUGUGCUGAUACAGGAGCUUUUCCUCACCUUAGAUCACGAUGAUCUGUCACUGAAGGCUAAAGGAGCUAGAAUCUUAGUGGUUCUCAUGUGCAAACAUGAAUUUGAUUCUCGCUACCAGAAGCCCGAAGAUAAACUAUAUAUAGCACAACUCUACUUUCCGCUGAUCAGCCAGAUACUUGAUGAAAUGCCUGUAUUUUACAAUCUCGGUGCUGCUGAAAAGCGUGAAAUAUUGAUUGUUGUUUUACAAAUUGUACGGAAUCUGGAUGAUGCAUCUCUGGUAAAAGCCUGGCAGCAGAGCAUUGCAAGAACCAGAUUAUUUUUCAAAGUUAUAGAGGAAAGCUUAAUCCUUUUUGAGCAUAAAAAACCAGCAGAUGGUAUGAUCAUUGGAAAUAGUUCUCGAAGUAUCGUGGCGGAUGGAACUGCGUCCCCUAAGUACUCAGACAGGCUGUCUCCAGCCAUCAACAACUAUCUCUCUGAGGCAUCACGACAAGAGCCUCAUAGAACGCCAGAGAAUUAUUUGUGGCAGAGAGUAAACUCUCAAUUAAGUUCUCCAAGCCAACCCUAUUCCUUGAGAGAAGCUCUUGCUCAAGCACAGUCCUCCAGGAUAGGAACUUCUGCCCAAGCACUGAGGGAAUCAUUGCAUCCAAUGCUGAGACAGAAGCUGGAACUUUGGGAGGAGAAUUUGUGUGCUUCUGUUAGUCUUCAAGUUCUUGAAAUUAUUGAGAAGUUCUCUAAAACCGCUGCAGCACAUGGAAUUGCAACAGAUUACGGGAAACUUGAUUGCAUCACUUCCAUAUUCACAAGUUUCUUCUCAAGGAAUCAGCCACUUGAUUUCUGGAAAGCUCUUCUGCUGGUGUUUAACAGUAUAUUGAGCUCCCAUGGAUCAACACUAAUGUCACGUGAAAAUGACCGUUUUCUUAAACAAAUUGCAUUCCAUCUUCUUCGUCUUGCUGUCUAUAGAAAUGAAAACAUCCGAAAAAGGGCAGUAGUGGGGCUUCAGAUUCUCGUAAGGAGCUCUUUCUGUCACUUCAUGCAGACUACGAGGCUUAGAGUCAUGUUAACCAUUACAUUGUCAGAGUUAAUGUCGGAUGUACAAACUACUCUGAUGAAGCCUGAUGGAAGUCUUGAAGAGAGUGGUGAAGAACAGAGACUCCGUCAAUCCUUGGAGGAAAUGGCAGAUGAAGUGAAAAGCCCUAGUUUGCUGAGGGAUUGUGGUCUUCCCGAGUCUGCAUUGACAGCUAUUCCAGAAAGGUCUACUGAGAACAGGUGGUCCUGGUCAGAAGUUAAACAUCUCUCUGACAAUCUAACUCUGGCUCUCGAUGCAAGCCUGGAACACGCACUUCUGGGCCCUGUAAUGAAUAUUGAUAGAUAUGCUGCUGCAGAAAGCUUUUACAAACUUGCAGUAGCAUUCGCUCCAGUUCCAGAUCUUCACAUAAUGUGGCUACUGCAUCUAUGUGAUGCACAUCAGGAAAUGCAAUCCUGGGCUGAAGCAGCAGAGUGUGCAGUUGCUGUUGCAGGUGUUGUUAUGCAGGCCCUAGUUAGUAGAAAUGAUGGUGUAUGGAGCAAAGAGCAUGUUGCUGCUCUGCGUAAAAUAUGUCCUAUGGUCAACAUUGAGAUCAGUUCUGAGACAGCUGCUGCUGAGGUGGAGGGAUAUGGUGCUUCAAAGCUUACUGUUGAUUCUGCUGUGAAAUACCUGCAGCUUGCAAACAAGCUGUUUUCUCAAGCAGAGCUAUAUCACUUCUGUGCUAGCAUUCUAGAAUUGGUGAUUCCAGUAUAUAAAAGCAGAAGGGCAUAUGGACAGCUUGCCAAAUGCCACACAAUGCUGACUAGUAUUUAUGAAUCUAUCCUUGAACAAGAAGCAAGCCCAAUUCCCUUUGCUGAUGCUACAUAUUAUAGGGUAGGCUUUUAUGGUGAGAAAUUUGGAAAGCUGGAUAAAAAAGAGUAUGUAUAUAGAGAGCCCCGUGAUGUAAGGCUUGGUGACAUCAUGGAAAAGCUUAGCCAUACAUAUGAAGCCAGGAUGGAUGGUAAUCACAGGCUUCAUAUUAUUCAAGAUUCUAGACAAGUAAAGGCGGAUGAAUUGCAGCCCGGUGUCUGUUACUUGCAGAUUACUGCUGUUGAUCCUGUUAUGGAAGAUGAAGACCUAGGAAGUAGGAGGGAGAGGAUAUUCUCCCUUUCCACUGGAAGCGUGCGUGCUCGUGUUUUUGAUCGGUUUUUGUUUGAUACACCCUUUACUAAAAACGGGAAGACACAAGGUGGAUUAGAGGACCAGUGGAAACGGCGAACUGUUCUUCAAACCGAAGGCUCAUUUCCUGCUCUUGUUAACAGGCUUUUGGUUAUAAAAUCUGAAUCUAUGGAGUUCUCACCUGUCGAAAAUGCGAUUGGAAUGAUUGAAACACGGACAGCUGCACUUCGAAAUGAGCUUGAAGAACCUCGAAGCUCUGAAGGGGACCAGUUGCCACGUCUACAGAGCCUACAAAGAAUACUGCAAGGCAGUGUGGCCGUUCAAGUGAACAGUGGAGUGUUGAGUGUGUGUACUGCUUUUCUCUCAGGUGAACCUGCAACUAGGCUUCGUUCACAGGAGCUACAGCAACUCAUUGCCGCACUCCUUGAAUUUAUGGCUGUUUGUAAGAGGGCAAUUAGAGUACACUUCAGGUUGAUUGGAGAGGAAGACCAGGAAUUCCACACACAGCUUGUAAAUGGAUUUCAAUCUCUUACAGCUGAGUUAUCUCACUACAUUCCCGCCAUUCUAUCAGAGCUCUAACAGUCUUGUUCAUCGUUUGUUGUGUUCAUAUAUGAAUAUGUAAUCCUCCUUUUUGUUUCUUGCCAUAUGUAGAUGUUUUCAUUUUCCAAUUUGUUUAACAUCAUCUGUAAAAUAAUUCUCUCUCGAUAGCACCAGUACAGUGCAAUAGUUUCCCCAACACUAACGUCAAUAGUCAAAAGCUUUUUCCGGUGUCA